Molecule: messenger RNA, 1422 nt
Organism: Cladophialophora psammophila CBS 110553
Lineage: Eukaryota; Fungi; Ascomycota; Eurotiomycetes; Chaetothyriales; Herpotrichiellaceae
Exons: 5
Coding region: 1-1422 (473 amino acids)
Biological process (GO): DNA-templated transcription
Molecular function (GO): zinc ion binding; DNA binding
Source: RefSeq, a predicted model, not a curated record
AUGACGAGGCCGCUUUCAAUUGAGCGGCAACCCGAUCCUGACUAUGAGACAGCGAUGCUCUGGGCUACCGCCUAUUUUGAAGAGAGCAUUGAGCACACACUGGGAUUGGUGCCACGCCAGGCCUUCGAGUGUCGACUUCAACAGCAUUAUUCGCAAUCAGAACCCGUCGGUGCCGAUUUUGCCUGGUAUAGCCUCCGAAACACCGUGUUUGCCAUCGGAAGUCGCCUUGUACUAGGUCGAGGCGGUGGACCGGUGAACUAUGCAACAGCGCAGAGACAAUCCUGGUUGUACUUUGAGAAUGCUCUCGCUGUCCACACUAAUCUGGUGUACAUGCCCUCCAACAUUAGUGCUAUCGAGUGCAUCCUGCUUAUGGCUUUUUACUGUGAAGGAAUCUCGGCUCCUUCAUUAGAGUAUAUGUUGCUAUCCACGGCAAUCCGUUUGGCCUUCUCCAAACGACUUCAUCUACAACCCCCUUCCCAAUGUAGCCUCUCCGAAUCUGAGAAGGCCACGCGAAACUGGCUGCUCUGGGUGAUGUAUUUAUACGACAAACACAUUGCCUAUAGGUCUGGUCGACCGUCAAUGAUCCGCGACGACGAUAUCAACGUGGCAUUACCGACCGCGCCCCGGCACGACACUCACACCGACCUGGGGCUCCUCCUUGCUUCCGUUCGCCACGCACAGAUCUCGUAUGCUAUCGAGAGGGAACUCUUCGGCACUAAGUCGCGAGUACGGUCGAUUGAGGAGAUUAGCAAGACCGUCAAGAAACUCGACGCCGACUUGCGGGCGUGGUACGCCGACUUGAGGCAAGAAUACCUUCUCUACACGCCCAAUCGGCCCAAAGUUCUCCAUCCUCGUAUCAGCCACAUCCAUUUCCUGUUCCUUCAACAUUGCUUCCACGGAGCUCUGUGCGUGCUGCACUCCGUCUUCGCCCAGCCAUGGAGGGAGAGUCAAUUGCAGCAGCGACAGAGCGCCGAAUACGCCAAGCAGGCCCAGGAAAGUGCCUCCAUUAUCGCUGAGGCAUCUCGAGCCAUCGUUCUCGAUAGCCAAAGAUUUGCCAUCGACGCCAGUACGCCUGCCUGGCUGAUGUUCUACUUUCCUGUUCUCGCUGCGACGAAUUUAUUCCUCAACAUUGUGCGCUCGCCCACGAAUCCCCGUGCACAAUCCGACGUUACUUUGAUCGAAAUCGUUGCCGGAAUGUUCGCCCGACUCGACUAUGCCAGCGGCGGCCAGCUGAACAUAAGCUUUCCUCGAGAGGUGGCCGAACACGCUCGCAACCUGGCUUUCAAAUGCCGCGAAUGGAAUCCGGACGCAGACUCGCGUCAGUGGACGUCAGAGCUAGACAAAUUGUUCCCCUCGGGCACUGAAAUGUCGGGCGAUUACGAGGUUAGUGAGAUCUUGACCGACCGCUUGAAUAUUUUAUAA